Messenger RNA from Thrips palmi, 717 nucleotides. It is a transcript of the gene RpL11, whose product is annotated as 60S ribosomal protein L11. The record is from RefSeq and is a predicted model, not a curated record. Gene Ontology annotation, cellular component: ribosome; cytosolic large ribosomal subunit. Gene Ontology annotation, molecular function: structural constituent of ribosome; RNA binding. The coding region runs from base 113 to 676 and encodes 187 amino acids. Lineage: Eukaryota; Metazoa; Arthropoda; Insecta; Thysanoptera; Thripidae. Gene Ontology annotation, biological process: translation. The transcript is spliced from 6 exons.
UGUGUCGUCUGCUAGCACAGCCUUGUGACUAUCGCGUUUCCGGGAGAAAAACCGGCACCACCGCGCCUCAGCAACAUCCGGUCUUCGAAGUGUCCAUUUUUGUGCCGAAGCCAUGGCGGACAAGAAGCCUGUCAAGAAGGAGGGAGCGAAGGAUGCCAGCAAGAACCCUAUGAAGGAGACCCGUAUCCGUAAAUUAUGCCUCAACAUUUGCGUUGGAGAGUCUGGUGACAGACUUACCCGAGCAGCUAAGGUGUUGGAACAGCUCACUGGACAGCAGCCCGUGUUCUCCAAAGCUAGGUACACUGUCCGUUCGUUCGGCAUCAGGCGUAACGAGAAGAUCGCGGUCCACUGCACAGUCCGCGGCGCCAAAGCCGAGGAAAUCUUAGAAAGAGGACUGAAGGUUCGUGAAUAUGAAUUGAGGAAAGAAAACUUCUCAUGCACUGGAAACUUCGGUUUCGGUAUCCAGGAACACAUUGAUCUGGGUAUUAAGUACGACCCUAGCAUUGGUAUCUACGGUCUUGAUUUCUUCGUCGUUCUUGGCCGACAAGGAUUCAAUGUCGCUCACAAGAAGAGGAAGCGUGGUGUUGUUGGCUUCCCCCACAGGCUUACCAAGGAAGAUGCUAUGAAAUGGUUCCAGCAGAAGUAUGAUGGUAUCAUCCUGCCCGGCAAGAAAUAAGCUGUGCUAGAAUACUUCUUAAAUAAAUAUUUGAAAAUCCA